This is a messenger RNA of Batrachochytrium dendrobatidis JAM81, 1404 nucleotides long. RefSeq lists its product as uncharacterized. NCBI's taxonomy places the organism in Eukaryota, Fungi, Chytridiomycota, Chytridiomycetes, Rhizophydiales. Gene Ontology annotation, cellular component: mitochondrion. The transcript is spliced from 3 exons. The annotation marks the transcript as partial. The record is from RefSeq and is a predicted model, not a curated record.
CUUGGACAAUGGGCAAGUUCGAGAUCGGAUUUAUUUCCUUCCUUUCUAUGUUUAGCUCUGUCCAAAUUGCAAUCUAACGUACAGCCUCACUCCAUGGAGCAUACUAUUAAUAUGAUUGAAAAGUCAUUUGGUGCCAGUAUUGAUGAUCUUUUUAUACGAUUUGAUCAUGUUCCCAUUGGAUGUGGUUCUGUUGCUCAGGUUUACUAUGCUGAAUUGCGCGAUCCAGACCAAACCAGUCCUGCCAUCAAUCAAUCUGAUAGUUCAAGCCUUUCGUCUAAGGUAUCUGAUACGGUUGUCACUAAUGGUGGUCGCGGCAAACCAUAUGCGGUCAAAGUACUUCAUCCAAAAGUGCGAGAACUCAUUUCUUUAGACCUAUCGAUAAUGGCUAUUGGUGCCUCUCUUAUUACGUUCAUAUUUCCUAGUGCAGAGUGGUUAAGUUUACCAGAAGAAGUAGCGACGUUUGGUAGUAUGAUGACCGCACAGUUGGAUCUGACCAAUGAGGCUUCAAAUCUCCAAGUAUUUCAAAAUAAUUUCAACUCGUGGGGAUCUGUUGGGUUUCCAUCCCCUAUUAAACAACGAGUAUCCCCUGAAGUUCUUGUGGAAGAUUACAUUGAAGCUGUUCCAAUGACAAAAGUUCUCGAGUUUGGUGGUGGGCAAUUUGAUCGCGAAUUGGCAAAAAUUGGCUUGACAUGCUUUCUUAAAAUGCUGAUAUUGGACAAUUUCGUUCAUGCAGACAUGCAUCCAGGUAACAUUAUGAUGACAUUUUAUAAAGAAGCGGCAUCCAAAUCAAAAUUAGAGUUUAUAGAUUCACACUACAUUCAGAGACUUAAAAAAACUACAAAUGAAACCGAGUGGAAAGCCAUUUUGUCAGAAUUGAAAGCCAAAAACUAUGCGCCAUUUUUGUAUAUAGUAGAUGCGGGAUUGAUCUCAUCUCUCUCGCAAGCACAUUUGGUCAACUUUAUUGAUCUGUUCCAAGCUAUUUCAGAAUUCAACGGCCGAAGAAUUAGCGAGCUCAUGAUCAGUAGAUCCAAAUCACCAUAUACCGUAAUUGAUGCAGCAGGAUUUCAAUCUGCCAUGUUACAGUUUAUUCAGGAAGUCAAGGAGCAAACGUUUGCACUCGAAAAUAUCCAUGUGGCAGAUAUUCUUGGAUUUGUUCUGUCCAAAGUGCGCGUCCACCAUGUCAAGAUUGAAGGCGAUUUUGUAAAUGUUGCAGUCAGUUGUAUGCUGUUGGAAGGGAUGGGACAGCGAUUGGACGCAUCCAUGGAUUUGCUGCAUGCCUCUGUGCCCUUUUUAAAGCAAGCGAUAUCACAGCGACUGGACGGACAUGUAUCUUUUUCAGAGACAUCGUUUUGGAAUCUUUUUCGGGGAUUUGUAAUAUCAUAUAUAGGCAUGGGUAAAUCAUAA